Molecule: messenger RNA, 624 nt
Organism: Cladocopium goreaui
Lineage: Eukaryota; Dinophyceae; Suessiales; Symbiodiniaceae
Source: the annotation of a GenBank genome assembly
AUGCUUUGCUUUGCAACCGCCAAUGUCGGAGUUCCAACGGAUGAGCCGAGCCUGGCAGUGACGAAAGUCCGGAAACCUCCAAGUUUUCCAAAAUCGGAAGUGUUGUCUCCGCUUGCCCGAUCAAAAGAAGGUGCCAAGAGAUCCAAAACGGAUCCCAACCAAACCUUGUUGCCAACUCUGGAGAUGUGUCAGGAAGCCAUUCAAGCAGUAGGGAACCACCUGCCCAGAGUAGGAAAAACAGAGAUCACCGACCAAGCUGUGUUGAACAUGUUGAAGAAUGUAUUUCCUGACAAACGAAUCCACCGAGUGAUGGCAUGCAGGGGUACUGAAGAAGCAACACCAGAUCCUGCAAAAGCUGAGAUGCAUCCGGCGCCCAAUAUAGACCCAUUCGAGAGUCACUUGCAUGAGCCACCUGCCUGCAGUGAGAAACCAGGCUCCGAAGAGGGCCUUUCUCCAAGCAAUGUAAUUCCUGUGCCAGUGACCAAACCACCGAAUAUGGAGCCAGUGGAGAAUGUUCCCAAGAUGCACGCCAAAUCGAUGCCUUCAAGUUACCCAGAAGCCAGAGCGGAGGAAGGAUCCAAUACCCCCUACUCUGCGGCCUCGAGGUCAGUUUGCAAAGGGUGA